Molecule: messenger RNA, 2889 nt
Organism: Closterium sp. NIES-67
Lineage: Eukaryota; Viridiplantae; Streptophyta; Zygnematophyceae; Desmidiales; Closteriaceae
Source: the annotation of a GenBank genome assembly
GAUUGGGGGAGGCUGGGGGAGAUUGGGGAAGGGAAGGCAGCAGCCGCUAGGAAAAGAGGGCUGGCGAAUGUUGUACGGGGUACACCCAGGGUCGGGCCGAGCUGCACGGAUCCAUGUAUGGGGUGCGGCUUGUUGGGGGAGGUUGGGGAAGGUACGGGGGCAGCAGCUGCAGGUAUGGGGAGGUGAGGCAGCAGCGGGCCAAGCUGCACAGAUUUUGUAUGGGGUGUGCGGCUUGUGGGGGGAGGUUUGGGAAUGCGAUGGCAAGAACUGCAGGUAUGGGGAGGUGAGGCAGCAUUGGCCCGAGCUGCACGGAUCCAUGUAUGGGGUGCGGCUUGCUGGGGGAGGUUGGGGAAGGCACGGGGGCAACAGCUGCAGGAAUGGGGAGGUGAGGCAGCAGCGCGGGAGGGGCAGCAGCGUAUGAUGGUGGCUGUGCUGCGGGGCGAUGGUUGGGCGAGUCAAGGCAAUUUGGGGCAGGUUGGGGCAGGUUGGGGCAGGUUGGGUGCGUUGUGGAGGAAAGGAGGUGGGUGAUGGGGGCUAUAUGAGGUGUGGGGUUGGCGGCUGUGUGGCGGCUGUGUGAGGUGUCUUUUGAGAGAACACCACUUGGUGGUGGUUUUAGCCAUACGUGGCAGCGGGCUUGUAGAACACUUUGUUUAGAGAAAAAUUCUUGCUCUGAAAAAUCUCUUGAAAACGUAGGGCAAAAAUUGAUGGUAACUAGUUUCGGCAGGUGGCUGCCUUCAUCAGACCAUGUGAGCUAUAUGAUGGGUGAUGGGGGCUAUAUGAGGUGUGGGGUUGGCGGCUGUGUGGCGGCUGUGUGAGGUGUCUUGUAAGUCGACUCACCAGACAUCGAAGGUCAGGUUGGGGAGAAUAUGCGCUGUUCGGCGCGCGUGGAGAAGGUGUUCCGCACGCCUGGAGAAGGUGUUCGGCACGCGUGGAGAAGGUGUUCGGCACGCGUGGAGAAGGUGUUCGGCACGCGUGGAGAAGGUGUUCGGCGCGCGUGGAGAAGGUGUUCGGCACGCGUGGAGAAGGUGUUCGGCACGCGUGGAGAAGGUGUGGGGUGCGCAUGGAGAAGGUGUGGGGUGCACGUGGAGAAGGUGUGGGGUGCGCGUGGAGAAGGUGUGGGGUGCGCGUGGAGAAGGUGUGGGGUGGGCGUGGAGAAGGUGUGGGGUGCGCGUGGAGAAGGUGUGGGGUGCGCCUGGAGAGGCAGGGGCAAGGGAGGAGGGGGAUAGUUUCUGUAGCAGACUUAUGUCUUCUGCUGCACCUGCCUUCAACCUCCAGCAGUAUUCAGCAGCAGCUGCAGCUCCAGCAGCAGUAUUCAGCAGCAGCAGCUGUAGCACCAGCAGCAGGAUUCAGCAGCAGCAGCAGCACCACCACCACCAGCACAAGCAGCAGUAUACAGCAACGGCAGCAGCAUCAACACCACCAGCACCAGCACCAGCACCAGUAUGCAGCAGCAGCCUACAUUCUUCAGCCAUCUGCAGCAGUGCUUUCCGUUCUUCUGGAGAGCGUCAUGCUGGUGCAUGACGCUCAUUAGCAGUGAUAUCUGUUCUUCUGGAGGGCAUAACCGCUGAGUUCUGUGCUCUCACCCGUUCCACUGCCGCCCCUUCCACUGCCGCCCAUUCCACUGCCGCCUCUUCCAUGCCUGCGUGCCACACCAGUGGCCAGUGGCCAUGCCUCCAUCCGCUCAUUGCGUGCGCCUAACUUUCCGCCAGCCAGUGCCUGCUUCUGCUGCGCCAAGCUUCUGAACGAAUCAACUCGCCCCUCUUCUCAACGCGCCCCUCUUCUCAACGCAUCCCUCUUCUCAGCACUCGACAUGCCUCGUGCUUGCAUUGCUUGCAUUGUCUCCCUCCAUCCUGCCCUCUUCACAUACUCGUCUCAACCCGACGGGUGAUACGACUCGCUCCUACCAUUACUGCCUCUUGCCUGCUUGCCUCCUGGCCUUCCUGUUCUCUCUCCACGCAGCAACUCCGUGCAUCUAGCCAAGCAACCACCGUUCCUGCUGCCUGCAACUACCUAGAAGCCCUCUCCACAUGCCCUCAGCUGCACUCGCAACCAUCAGCCGAUCUGCGCACUGCUGCCCUGCGCACUGCGCACUGCUGCCCUGUGCACUGCUGCCCUGCGCACUGCGCACUCGCAACUCCAUCCUCGUGUUUUCCACCUCUGCCUUCUCCCUCUCACUCUCUCUCUCUCCCUUCUCGUCUUUCCCAUGUCAAUUCUGGCUCCCUGCUUUCGUCCCUUCGUCUGGUCUUUCGCUCGGUCAUGUUCUGGUCAUGUUCUUGCACUUUGCUCGGUCUUUCAUUUUGCUCCAACUCUGUCUCCUAUGCUCUAUUCAGUCGUUUGGUGUUGUCUGGGUUCCUUCCAAGUCAUGCUUUUCUUCGUCGUGUCUGUGAUUUGCUUCUUGCUUCUUUCUGCCUUUGCUUCUUGCUUCUUCCUAUCUUCCUCCCAUCUCUUCUUGGAUUCUACUUCUCCACCUUCCUUCCUACACAUUACAAUAGCUGCCACGUGUAAGCAGCUCUGGAAUAUGUACCCUUUGCCAGAUGGCUUGCUUUCAAAACUAUGUGUUGCAAGAAGUACUUACAACGUGCGCUGGAGGGCCGGAGGGUUGCUAGGAGUGCUGCAGGGUUGCAGUCAGCGCUGGAUGGUUGCAGUGAGUGCUGGCGGGUUGCUUGGAGCGCUACAGGGUUGCGACGCUGCAGGGUUGCUUGGGUUAGCAAUGAGCGGUAGAUUCCAAAGGUGGGCAUACCUUUUCAGUCCUCCUGUAUUGCUAAUUUGAUUAGAAUUGUCACUACCCCUUGUCAGUCCUCCUGUGUUUCUAAUUUGUUUAGAACGACUACCCCUUUUCAGUCCUCCUGUACUGCUAAUUUGAUCAGAAAUACUACCCCUUUUCAGUCC